Wyeomyia smithii (pitcher-plant mosquito) is the source of this 1136-nucleotide messenger RNA. RefSeq lists its product as uncharacterized. NCBI's taxonomy places the organism in Eukaryota, Metazoa, Arthropoda, Insecta, Diptera, Culicidae. The transcript has a single exon. The record is from RefSeq and is a predicted model, not a curated record. The coding region runs from base 176 to 976 and encodes 266 amino acids.
CGAUAAUAAUCGAAAUUUUGACACCGUGUAUUAGGAGUUACCCACCAAGCCAUUUUCAAGCUUUGGGAAUAAUUCAAAAACGAGGAAUUUGGGUUUCUUAUGAUUUGGAGGCUUUAUCAUAGUAACCAUUGAUUCAUCCAAGAAAUCAAUGUUGAAAUUCUUUUUUUAUUAAAAAAUGUCUACCCUCGACUUGAAAUUAGAUGAAGACUUUCUGUUCAUACUCAACUUUGCCCGCAAUAAUAUGCACCUGUUCCAGAACCGACCGGGUGAGCAGGCCCUUAUUGAGUCCUGGUUUGAAAAACUCUGUCUGCAAGAUUACCGCGGAACGGAUGCUAAACGGAUACGUAACCUGUACCUGGUGAAAUUGGUGACUUGCAUUCAGUCGGGUGUUCUGCUGGAUCCGUUUCUAACAAAACCUGCCGAUGGACCGCUGGAACCGCUUCCACAAACAAUCGCGCCCUCAAACAUGGAUGAACCACCCUGGUUGAAGGAAUUCGAAGAAACGGCUUCGGCAAUGACAACCGGUACUGCAAAGGAUUUUUCCAGUUACGUGUGUUCCCGGCACCUUGAAAACGGAAGAGGCGUUUGCUUGUAUCUAGCCGUUUCGGUUGCCGACGAGGGUGAACAACCGAAAUGGUUUGAAAUGGGUAGCGGAAGGCCACUUCUACUAUCGGAAUUCGAUAAAGAAAUCGACGAAGCGUACCAGAAGCUGAUGUCACGGGAGAAUCAGGACUCCGAUGAGUUCAUAGAAUUUGCUGAAGAACUGGUGCUGGCCAUUCAAGAAGAGCUAGUCGGACUGGCAGCCCCCGGUGAUAAUAUGUACCUGGAGGAUCUGAUUACGGGAUUUUGUGCGAACAUUGCCGACAAAUCGAUGGGACGCGAGCUGCAGAAAUACGGCGAAAAACAGAAGCGAGCUUUCCUGUUGGGGUAUCUAGACAAAAAACUGCAGCUGCAGAUUGAGGAACACAAGCAUUAGGUUUACUAGUUCAAAAUUGUUCUGUAAUCCUGUACCAAUAGUACAAAUAUAUUUGCAUAAGUUUUUAUUUUCACACCAGUUCGGGUUUAUAUUUUAUUACUAUAUAGCAAAUCUUUUGACAUGAAUUAGUAAUUGAAAUCAACUUAAUAUCGUAAAUAUU